AUGACUGCUGAGAACUGCACUGUGUUUACUGACUUCAUAUUCUUAGGACUUUCCAGUAGACAAGAUGUGCAGCAGGGGCUCUUCCUGUUCUUCCUGCUAGUUUAUGGUGUGACUGUGGUUGCCAAUGUCGGGAUGAUCCUGCUGAUCAAGGUGGACCCCAGACUGCACACAUCCAUGUAUUAUUUCCUGAGCAAUCUGUCCUUCUGUGACAUCUGCUAUUCUUCUACUAUCUCUCCCAAGAUGCUGGCUGAUUUCUUAUCUGAGCGAAAAAGGAUUCCAUAUGAUGUAUGUGCCAUCCAGAUGUACUUUUUUGGAGCCUUUGCAGAUGUGGAAUGUCUCAUGUUGGCUGUCAUGGCUUAUGACCGUUAUAUAGCCAUUUGCAAUCCACUUCUUUAUACAAUUGCCAUGUCCAGGGGUAUCUGUACCCAGCUUGUGGUUAUUGCCUACAUCGUAGGCCUGGUUGAUUCGGCAGUCCACACCUGUUGUACAUUUCGGUUGUCAUUCUGCAAUUCCAAUAUCAUCAAUCACUUUUUCUGUGACAUCCCACCAUUACUAGCCCUUUCCUCCUCAGAUACAUCCAUCAAUGAGACUGUGAUGUUCACUUUUAUUGGCUGUGUUGUGGGGACCAGCAUUAUCACUGUCCUCCUCUCCUACAGUUAUAUCAUAAUAACCAUCCUUAGGAUGAACUCAGCCGAGGGGAGACACAAAGCCUUCUCUACAUGUGCCUCCCACUUAACCGCUGUGGCUAUAUUUCAUGGCACACUCCUGUUCAUGUAUUUCAGACCCAGAUCCAGUUACUCCAUGGACACAGACAAAAUGGCCUCUGUCUUUUACACAGUUGUCAUCCCCAUGUUAAACCCACUGAUCUACAGCUUAAGAAAUAAGGAUGUAAAAGGUGCCCUAAAAAAAGCAAUCAAUACUAAAUUAUGUUCUGGCUGGUACAGUACUUUCAUCUGA
Molecule: messenger RNA, 957 nt
Organism: Dama dama (fallow deer)
Lineage: Eukaryota; Metazoa; Chordata; Mammalia; Artiodactyla; Cervidae
Product: olfactory receptor 5W2-like
Exons: 1
Coding region: 1-957 (318 amino acids)
Biological process (GO): sensory perception of smell; G protein-coupled receptor signaling pathway
Cellular component (GO): membrane
Molecular function (GO): olfactory receptor activity; odorant binding; G protein-coupled receptor activity
Source: RefSeq, a predicted model, not a curated record